Molecule: messenger RNA, 2095 nt
Organism: Dama dama (fallow deer)
Lineage: Eukaryota; Metazoa; Chordata; Mammalia; Artiodactyla; Cervidae
Gene: GALNT14
Product: polypeptide N-acetylgalactosaminyltransferase 14
Exons: 15
Coding region: 13-1671 (552 amino acids)
Cellular component (GO): Golgi apparatus
Source: RefSeq, a predicted model, not a curated record
GCAAGCGGGACCAUGCGGCGCCUGAGUCGCCGCCUGGUGCUGCCGAUCUUCGGGGUGCUCUGGAUCACCGUGCUGCUGUUCUUCUGGGUAACCAAGAAGAAGUUGGAGGUGCCGACCGGACCCGAAGUGCAGACCCCCAAGAUUUCAGAUGGUGACUGGGAUGACCUGUGGGACCAGUUUGAUGAGCGGCGGUAUCUGAAUGCCAAGAAGUGGCGUGUCGGCGACGAUCCCUAUAAGCUGUAUGCUUUCAACCAGCGGGAGAGUGAGCGGAUCGCCAGCAACCGGGUGGUCCCAGACACUCGCCUUUUCAGAUGCACCCUGCUGGUGUAUGGAGCCGACCUCCCUCCCACCAGUAUCAUCAUCACCUUCCACAACGAGGCCCGCUCCACGCUGCUCAGGACCGUCCGCAGCAUAUUAAACCGCACCCCUAUGAAUCUCAUCCAGGAAAUCAUAUUAGUGGAUGACUUCAGCAAUGACCCCGAGGACUGCAAACAGCUCAUCAAGCUGCCCAAGGUGAAGUGCUUACGCAAUAAUGAGCGGCAAGGUUUGGUGCGGUCCCGGAUCCGGGGUGCUGACAUUGCCCAGGGCACCACCCUGACUUUCCUCGACAGCCAUUGCGAGGUGAACAGGGACUGGCUCCAACCCCUGCUGCACAGAGUCAGAGAGGACUACACGAGGGUGGUGUGCCCCGUGAUUGAUAUCAUUCACCUGGACACCUUCAACUACAUUGAGUCGGCCUCGGAGCUCAGAGGGGGGUUUGACUGGAGCCUCCACUUCCAAUGGGAGCAGCUCACACCAGAGCAGAAGGCUCGACGCCUGGACCCCACUGAGCCCAUUAGGACUCCCAUCAUAGCUGGAGGGCUCUUCGUGAUGGACAAAUCCUGGUUCGACUACCUGGGGAAAUACGACACGGACAUGGACAUCUGGGGCGGGGAGAACUUUGAAAUCUCCUUCAGGGUAUGGAUGUGUGGGGGCAGCCUGGAGAUCGUCCCCUGCAGCCGAGUGGGCCAUGUCUUCCGGAAGAAGCACCCGUAUAUUUUCCCAGAUGGCAACGCCAACACGUAUAUAAAGAACACCAAGCGGACAGCUGAAGUGUGGAUGGAUGAGUACAAGCAGUACUAUUAUGCUUCCCGGCCAUUCGCCCUGGAGAGGCCCUUUGGCAACAUCGAGAGCAGACGGAACCUGAGGAAGAACCUGCAAUGCCAGAGCUUCAAGUGGUACCUGGAGAAUGUCUACCCAGAACUCAGGGUGCCCAAGGACUCUUCCAUCCAGAAGGGCAGUAUCCGACAGAGGCAGAAGUGCCUGGAGGCUCAGAAGCGGAAAGACCAGGAGAUCUCCAACCUCAAGUUAAGCCCCUGUGUCAAGACCGAAGGCAAGGAUGCCAAGUCCCAGAUCUGGGCCUUCACCUACACCCAGCAGAUCCUGCAGGAGGAGCUGUGUCUGUCAGUUAUCACCUUGUUCCCUGGCGCCCCGGUGGUUCUUGUCCUUUGCAAGAAUGGAGAUAAAAGACAGCAAUGGACCAAGACUGGCUCCCGCAUCGAGCACAUGGCGUCCCACCUCUGCCUGGACACAGACAUGUUUGGCGACGGCACUGAGACUAGCAGGGAAGUCGUCGUCAAUCCAUGUGAGUCCUCACUCAUGAGCCAGCACUGGGACCUGGUGAGCUCUUGAGGAAGCACUCAGAACGAGCAGGGGCCAUGGGGCGGCGCUUCCCUGAGUGAGACGCAGACUGGAAACCAGGCUGCAUGUGGCCGUAUGCUUAGCAGAAGCCCUGGAUGGGGAGAUGGAUGCAGAGCUCCCACCCACCCCCGGGACGGGAGCGGUUGUCUCAGGGAGGACGCAGGAAAAGAUGCAAGCCAGGAGGAACUCGGAGACAGAGCCCCGUGUUCUCAAUGCCGUUACUUUCCAGUCCUGGCCGGGUGUGCCCCGGAGUGGUGUCUGGAGGCAGAGAUCUGAUGGAAAGUAUUGAUGUUUGUCCCCUGUCUUACAAAAGAGGCCAGAGAAGAACAGCCUUCCUUGUCACUAGGCCAGGACUCCAGUGAAAGAUGAAGAGUGGAGGUUGUUUUCAAAACAAAUAAAAGAACCUUAGAAGUUU